AUGGGAGGGCCUUCUGGAAGCGACAUUGAUGAUGGAGAGUCACGACGGUCUUCCUAUAAUCGACGGGGAGGAGUGCACAUAGACAGUAUGCCUCUUUCGUUCUCCCGUCCACAUUCGUCGAAAUCAGAGUCGUAUAGCCCAAACGGAACUUUGUACUUUCAACACCCAUGUGGCUAUCACGGUAAUGAUUCAGAUGAUCACCAUGGAAAACCCCCCGAUGAUCGACCGAUAACGCGGUUCAAGUCAUCAUCAAGGUCAGGAGGUAAAGCCCCAGGAGGGAGUCGUCCAGUCACUCCCGCUCCAACAACCCCAAUAGCCCCCAAGGAGGAGACCACCACGGCUAUUAACGCAGAGUUGAAAGUCUCGCUCGCUGCUAGACAGUUGUCAUUUCAGAUCAAAGAGAGUAGAAAAUUCUGGAUCGCAUUUCAGGAUGAGUUCGAAGCAGAAGUGAAGGCGGUCAGGUAUUACGUCAACGAUGAUGUCCUUCAGCGAAUAUGGCAGAAGAGGACCGAACACAACAGCAAAUACAAGAAUGGCGAGAAUCAAGAUAACGAACAGUUCAUCAUUCAGAAGAUAAAGCUAGAGACAUGUCUGGAUCAGGUCAGGGAGGCUGCAAAGGCAUUCAUUCAAUCUCAUCCGCUGGGCAGCCCCUCUGAUCAUGAUCCUCGGCACCUCGCCUUAGAGAAGAUUCAGGUAACUGGAGAUCGCAUUCUACUAUUGGCUGGGAAGUCCAUGUUUAGUAAUAUUGCUUGUGUAGAUCUUGUCACGCAGGCGUCGGACUUGGAGAAGCUGGUAGACUCAAAAAAUCCGGAUGCGAAGGUUCUACAUCGGUUUGAUAAGAGGGAGACUAUGAAGACCUCAUGCGAAGGCGAAGAUAACGGUUCGGUCGCAGGCGAACCAACACAUCAGGAGCAGGAAAUACCCGAUCAAGAAACAUAUGGUGAGGAUAAUGAUGACGGGGGUCCAAGUGUUACGUUAGGAUAG
This is a messenger RNA of Daldinia childiae, 984 nucleotides long. RefSeq lists its product as uncharacterized. The transcript has a single exon. Lineage: Eukaryota; Fungi; Ascomycota; Sordariomycetes; Xylariales; Hypoxylaceae. The record is from RefSeq and is a predicted model, not a curated record. Bases 1 to 984 code for a protein of 327 amino acids.